Arachis duranensis is the source of this 2479-nucleotide messenger RNA. RefSeq lists its product as uncharacterized. NCBI's taxonomy places the organism in Eukaryota, Viridiplantae, Streptophyta, Magnoliopsida, Fabales, Fabaceae. Gene Ontology annotation, molecular function: oxidoreductase activity. The record is from RefSeq and is a predicted model, not a curated record. The transcript is spliced from 3 exons. Bases 41 to 1957 code for a protein of 638 amino acids.
UUAUUUGUUACCGCUUUUUUAAAAAAGAAAUAGGAAAAAAAUGUCACUCCUCCUUCGGAACCCACUUCCGCCAUCACUGUUCCAUUUCAUUCCCUCCAUUAACAACCCUUCUUCAUUCCAAUCACAAGCUAUGGCUUCAUUCUCUUCGUCUUCUUCACCUUCUACGCCUUCCAGUUCCACUGAACAACAAAAACAACAACAAAAUCAAAACCUCGACCAAAACAAACUCUCUCACGUGCUCAAAUACCACAACCAAACCAAGCACCACUUCAACCGCUACGCCAGGGGCCCACAUGGGCUUGAUUGGGCCAACCAGCCCAACCCAUUUCGCAGGUACCUCUCUUCCCCUCUCCUCCCCCUCCUCCAUUUCCCCACUGAUGAUAACAAUGCUGAUGAUGAUGCAAAUGCACCCCUUUACAAUUCACUCUUCCAUUCUCUCCCUUCUCCACAACCCAUUUCCAAAACCACCAUCUCAAAGUUCCUCUAUGAUUCUCUUGCUCUCUCGGCAUGGAAAACCACGGGCUUUUCAACUUGGUCCUUAAGGGUUAAUCCGAGUAGUGGGAAUCUUCACCCAACUGAGGCUUAUGUUAUUGCACCUAACUCCAUUGAAUCACUUUUUGACACACCAUGUGUUUGUCAUUAUGCCCCAAAGGAACAUGCUUUGGAGGUAAGGGCCAAAAUCCCACCUGAGUUUUUCAAAAAGUUCUUUCCUUUGAACUCUUUCCUUGUUGGGUUGUCUUCGAUUUUCUGGCGUGAGGCUUGGAAGUACGGGGAGCGUGCUUUCAGGUACUGUAAUCAUGAUGUUGGACAUGCUGUUGGUGCUGUUGCUAUGGCUGCUGCUGGUCUUGGUUGGGAUGUGAAGAUUCUUGAUGGUUUAGGGUGUGAGGAAUUGAAGUACCUUAUGGGGCUCCAUGUCUUUCCUGAGUUUGAGGUUCCAUCACGUGCUGUUAUGGGGAAGUUCCCUGAGAUUGAGUUUGAGCACCCUGAUUGUGUUAUGCUUGUUUAUCCAAGUGGGAGUCAAGGUUUUGAUUUGGAUUACAAGGAGUUGAGUAAUGCUAUAUUGGAGUCUUUUCCGGAAUUGGAAUGGAAAGGGAAGCCGAAUUCCCUUAGCAAGGAGCAUGUGUGCUGGGAUAUUAUAUAUAGAACUUCUGAGAUUGUGAAGAAGCCUUUGACUUCAGGGGAUAGGUUCUUGGUUGAUCCAUUUCAGAGUAGUGGCAGUUAUAGUGAGGGUUCUUACAAGGGAUAUAGUGUGAGGCAAGUGGUUAGGAAGCGAAGGAGCGCUGUUGAUAUGGAUGGAGUUACAGGAAUUCAGAGGGAUACAUUUUAUCAGAUAAUGUCACAUUGCCUUCCUUCAGGUUGCCAACCUGGAGGAAAGCAAAGGAGGCAGCUCGCGCUGCCAUAUCGUGUACUUCCAUGGGAUGCCGAGGUGCAUGCUGCUUUGUUUGUUCAUAGAGUAGUGGAUUUGCCUCAGGGCUUGUAUUUCCUGGUCAGGAAUGAGGAUCAUUUGGGUGAGUUGAAGAAAGCUAUGCGUCCCGAUUUUGUCUGGGCCAAACCAGAGGGCUGUCCCAGUGAGCUUCCUUUGUAUGAACUCCUGAGAUUUGAUUGUCAGCGGCUUGCCAAGCAGCUCUCGUGCCAUCAGGAGAUUGCAAGUGAUGGUUGCUUCAGCCUUGGUAUGUUGGCUCGGUUAGAGCCUACAUUGCGUGAGAAGAAUGUAUGGAUGUAUCCUCGUUUAUUUUGGGAGACUGGAGUCCUUGGACAGGUAUUGUACCUUGAAGCACAUGCUGUUGGAAUCUCAGCAACUGGAAUUGGUUGUUUCUUUGAUGACCCUGUGCAUCAGUUGCUUGGGUUUGAAGGGUCAACUUACCAAAGCCUCUAUCAUUUUACUGUUGGAGGUCCCGUCUUAGAUAAGCGCAUAAUGAGUCUACCAGCAUAUCCAGGCCCCAAUGUUGAUGCUUGAGUCUCGUAAUGACUUUCCAAAUUACAAUUCCAUGAAGAGCUGCACAACAAAUGAAUAUCAGGACUGAAUUCUCACGAUUGGAAAAUUACCUUGACUAUGCAAGCUGCGAACUUCCACCAUUGUUUGAAUAAUCUCGUGGAUCCAUCUUAGAGCCAACCAUAUCAAUUAAUGGUAGAAAUUCAUUCAUGACAUGGUCAAGUUGGCUUUCCAUUUGAGGCUCUGUCCCCAAUGAAUAUAUCUUGCUCUUGCAUGACACAACUUAGAUUGUUACAACACCUUUGUAUAUGUUAAGUCCUCAUUGUCAAUAAUCUUUGGACAUACACAUUAACAUACACAAGUUUUGUAUAGUGAUUUGAAUUAGUUAUAUUUGGUGUUGCCAAAAUGUAAUGACAAAUAAGGGUAAAUCAUAGCACUUACCCCUGAGCCUUAUUUUGAGUUAUAAUUUCUAGCACUCAGAUAAGGCUGCUUGCAUGUUAUUGUUCUAAUAUAAUUAAUACUACCUAGUGUUUGACUAGUUAGUUA